Acanthosepion pharaonis is the source of this 1182-nucleotide messenger RNA. The record is from the annotation of a GenBank genome assembly. Lineage: Eukaryota; Metazoa; Mollusca; Cephalopoda; Sepiida; Sepiidae.
AUGUGUCCGAAUGUAGCUUUACUUUCCUCCAUGUGUCCGAAUGUAGCUUUACUUUCCUCCAUGUGUCCGAAUGUAUCUUCACUUUCUUCCAUGUGUCCGAAUUUAACUUUACUUUCCUCCAUGUGUCCGAAUUUAACUUUACUUUCCUCCAAAUGUCCGAAUGUAACUUCACUUUCCUCCAUGUGUCCGAAUGUAACUUCACUUCCCUCCAUGUGUCCGAAUCUCUUCUUUUAUUCACUAUUCUUUCUUUUUUUCUUUCUUUCUUUCUUCUUUACUAUUUCAUUGACACUUCACAUUAAAUUGUUUGUUUUUUCUUCAUUUGUUUCUCCUGUUUCCAUCUUUUUCCCUCUUUUCUUUAUUCAUUCAGUCUGUUUUUUCUGUCUUUUUUCUUUGAUUUUUACAUCGCUAAACAUUAUUUCUUUACCGUCACAUUUUCUUUAUUCUUUCUUUCUCUUUCUUUGUUUCUUUUAUUCCUUUCUUUUCCUCAUAUUCUUUGCAUUUCAUGUUUUCUUUCUUUCUUUUUUCUUUCUUUCUUUCUUUCUUCGAUUCUUUUCUUUUCCUCGUAUUUUCUGUUCUUUGCAGUUUAUAUAUUUUUUAUUCUUUCUCUUUCUUUCUUUCUUUCUUUCUUUCUUUUAUUCCUUUCGUUUCCUCAUAUUCUUCGCAUUUCAUAUUUUCUUUCUUUUUCUUUUUUCUUUCGUUCUUUCUUUCUUUCUUUCUUGUAUUCUUUCUUUCUUUCUUGUAUUCUUUCUUUCUUUCUUGUAUUUUUUCUUUUCCUCAUAUUCUUUGCAUUUCAUAUUUUCUUUCGUUCUUUCUUUCUUUCUUUUUUAUUUCAUUUUAUUCCUUCCUUUCUUCAUAUUUCUGUUCCUUUCCAGUUCAUAUUUUCUUUAUUCUUUCUUGCUCUUUCUUUCUUUUUUCUAUUCCUUUUUUUCCUCAUAUUCUUUGCAUUUCAUUUUUUUUUUUCUUUCUUUCUUUCUUUCUUUCUUUCUUUCUUUCUUUCUUUCUUUCUUUCUUUCUUUCCUUCUUCUUUCCUCAUUUCUUUCCUUUAAUGUUUUUAUCUAUCUAUCUAUCUAUCUAUCUAUCUAUCUAUCUAUCUAUCUCAUUGCGCCUCGUGUAAACAAAAGGCAUUACGCCUGUCGUCUUCCUCGGAGUCUUAAUGACAUACAUGUCGGUUUUCCGAGCUGA